Molecule: messenger RNA, 7017 nt
Organism: Scomber scombrus (Atlantic mackerel)
Lineage: Eukaryota; Metazoa; Chordata; Actinopteri; Scombriformes; Scombridae
Product: general transcription factor 3C polypeptide 1
Exons: 40
Coding region: 203-6877 (2224 amino acids)
Biological process (GO): 5S class rRNA transcription by RNA polymerase III; transcription initiation at RNA polymerase III promoter
Cellular component (GO): transcription factor TFIIIC complex
Molecular function (GO): DNA binding
Source: RefSeq, a predicted model, not a curated record
GCAGGAACACAACACAUAUGCAAUAGGUUUAUUUGUUGUAUUGUUUUAUUGGAAGAGGUAACUGACCCGAAACGACUCCAGGAGGUUCGUUACUCUUCUCUUUAGUCUGUAGGUGAAUUUUAUUAUUUUAUUUAUUAACAACGACCUCACAAGCCUGGUAAUAAUCUUGGUAGUAAGCUAACAUGAGUGCUAGCUGACAGGCAUGGAUCCGCUGAGUAUAGUCGAGGAUGAAGUGUCUCUGGAGGGUCUGGACGGGAUAACUAUUCCCACCCUGUGGAUACGACUCGAGAAUAGAAAACCCACUUUUCCCCUGAAGCUCGACGAUGGUACAAAAGGGCUUAUCUGGAAGUCACUGAUCAAUAACACCGACCUGAAGUUUUACCAACUCUCACAUGACAGAGAAGAUGUUGUUCUGUAUGACAGGUUUAAAGAAAGUGACUCAGAAACAGCGAGUGAUGCCGCACAGAGGAAAGAUGUCUACCCGGUCCAAAUAGUUCCUGAAAACAAGGAUGGGAUCCAGGGCUCGUGUGCCUUGUUCAAAGAGAGGAGAGACGUCACAAAGCAAGUCCGCUCCAAGUCCGCCACCCCGCUGGUCAGCUUGGAGGAGGCUUUGAAAAGAUAUGGGCGAAAGCUUGUUGUUGUGGCGUCUCAGAGCCUGCGAUUUCGGACCCUGAUUGGUCCAGAGAGCGAUCCUGACUUGAAACUCACCGAUGACUCUUACUGCGUGUUGGAACGAGUGGGCCGAGCGCGCUGGCAGGGGGAGCUGCAGAGAGACCUUCACGGAUCCUCCUUCAAGAUUGAUGCUCGAAAGUUGCACUACAUGAGGAAAUCUCUCGUCAGACACGGACUCAUCAGCAUGCAGUCUCACACCACGCGACUGAAUUCAGGACAGCAGCAACACUCAAUUCUCCUACUGCUCAAACGCUUCCACAUCAACAGGAGGACUAAGUACGACGUCCUGAUGGAGUACGUGUCCAACCAUCUUCAGCAGUCACCCAGCCAGAUCGCCACUUUGAUCGCACUCAGAAAACAACUUAAUGUGAAUGAUUGUACUUUUAAGCGUGUAUUUCAAUACAUGCGGGCUGCAAAGUUGGUGGAGUUUUGCCGUUACCCUCUGGAGGACUUGGAGCCCAGCGGCGGGCCUUGCCUCGACAAAAAAGGAAAUAAAGUGCUUGUGCGCUGUUUGAAGCUCCUUAAGCCAUACACAAAGAAGGGCGUUACUGAUGAUGACGAUGAGGAUGAUGAGGAUGAAGAGGAUGAAACCGGAGCAAGAUUAAGAGCUUUUCCUCCACUCGGGCGAAUCAUGGAGAAAGAUUUCCUGUCACAGGCCUAUCAUCUUGUUUUAUCCUGUGGUACAAAGGGAAUCCCUCAGAGUGGUAUAGGGCUCAGAAUGAACGUCGGAAAGCUGGAAUCUCGUAUGCUCUGCCGAAAGCUGGAGAGGGAUGGUAUGAUCAAGGGUUUCAUGGAGGAUGAGGGUCGGCAGAGGACUACAAAAUUUAUUAGCCACAAGUUUGUUGGUGUGAGUGAUCAACUUCAGCUGGUUGCUAAGGAGCAGGAGCGCAAGAAGCUGCUCUACUCUUCUGCACCACACACAUCCAGUUCCCUUAAAACACAGUCCACCUCGAAGUUGACGGAAAAAGAAAACCUCAGAAGUCCAGCGGCAAAGAAGAUGAAGAAAGCAGGUAGAGGAGGAGUUAAAGAUGAGGAGGAGCCUGUGGAGAGUAAAGAUGAGAGUGUUGAUAGGGCUGAUGAUACGGGUGAGGAGGAGUCGGAUGGAGAUGGAGUUAAAGCAAGAGGAAAGUCGGGAGCAAGAGGAAGAAGAAAGACGGUAGGGAAGAAAAGCAGCGAUACGACAAAAGAGACACAACCUGAAACCUCCAUCGAACAGCCUACACCCGCUGAAUGUGAAACCCCAGCCUGUAGCACAUCAACUGUUACACCUGAUUCAGUGUCCAUUUCAACAGCAGAGAAAGAUCCAGUCGAGGUGGAGGAAAAGUCCAACUCAAAACCAGGCAGCCCUCUCCCUCAGAGUGAGGCGUCAAACGAAGCCGAUAAACCAGCAGAACACAACAUUGUGGUUGUUGAAGAUGUUUACCAGCAGAUGGCGUCCGGGACUAAAAAAUCCAAAAAGUCCAUGGAGAGGUCCCAUGAGACCUACCGCCUCUUAAAGAGGAAGAACCUGAUCGUUGAGGCUGUGCGCAACACUAAAGUCGUAGAGGGUCUUUUCCCGCUUCAGAAGAUGAUCAAUGACGAAGAGAAGCAGGACGGAGUCAGCUCAAAGUGCUGCAAGAAGACUAUUUUACGUCUCGUCCACUGUCUGGCGAGAGAAGGCUUGCUUAAGAUUUAUACGACAGUCGUCAUACAAGACGGGAUCACCAAAAAAGUCGACAUGGUCGUUCAUCCUUCCGUUCAGCCCAGUGAUGACAUAGUGACCCGAGUUAUUGAGCAGGUCCGCUUCAAAAUCUCCAGCUCGUACACGGCUAUACGUUUGCAGGGCGCUGAAGGGAAAGCCAGAGAAGAAGAAAACGAGUCUGAGGAGAUGAGCGGCAACACCUCCAAAUCCCAGAAAAGCAAGGCUGAAAAAAAGAAAGCAUUGAGGAAAGACGAGGAGGAGUUCAGGCCCAUCACAGUUCGUGGUUUGGGGAAGACUUUAGGUUUCCAGCCUAAGAUGCAUCGUCUGCGUGUAAUUCAUAACUUCCUCUGGUAUGUCAUCUAUGGGCACCCGCUCCAACACAACUCCGCAGAAUCUGACGAGUCCAUUCAAACAUCGACUCCGCCAAGCACCUCUGAUCAGUCAGCCACCGACACAGACGCACAAAACUCCAAAAACACGGACAGACAAACUCAGUCGCCUGAAGAUGCCGCCAGCAGCUGUGUGGAUCCGCAAACUGCAGAUUCUGCCACAUGUAAUGUGACAUCAGGUGAGAAAAGGGAGGAGCUGAAGGAUAAACCAUCUGCUCUCUUUAAGUCUAACUUGAAAGUGUAUUCAGAAGAAGAGUCAUGGAAGAAAUUCGUCCCUCCUGUCCGCAUACACAAGGAGUUUGGCAGCGGCUGGGCGAUGGUGGGCGACUUGCUUCUUUGCCUGCCUCUCUCCAUCUUCAUUCAGCUCGUACAGAUCAAUUAUAAGGUCGAUGAACUGGAGGACUAUCUGAACGACCCAGUGAAGCAGCACUAUCUUGUCAGAGCGCUGCCUGCAAGAAUGAAAAGACAGCUGCUUUAUAAACGGAAAUACAUCUUCAUUUUUCAUGAGAACCUGCAGAGGUUGGUCUACAUGGGUCUGCUGCAGCUUGGUCCUGUGGAGAGGUUCAAGGAGAAAGACCAGGUCUUUGUGUUCCUGAGGCGUAAUGCCACAAUCGUUGACACCACCAACGCUGAGCCUCACUACUGGCAGGUCACAGCAUCACCUGACAAAUCAUUUGACAGGCGUCAGUACACAUUCAGCUCUGCCGAAGAUGUAGAAAACUACUGGUUUGACAUGAUGUGUGUCUGCCUCAACACACCACUGGGAGUAAUCCGCAAUAAGAGAAAUGUCACAGAGGAGGAAACAACUCCUUCCUUCGUGCACGAACGCAACGAGUUUUCAGGACUGGCAUACCUGCUCAGGGGCAAUCGGGAAGUGAAUGAUGACGGGGUGAUACCAGGAGACGGUAAAGGAGCAGGAGGUCUGGACUCUGAAUUCUUUGCUCAUCUGAAACGCAACUGGUUGUGGACCAAUCAUCUACUUUCUGUCAAAACGAAACCCACCGGUUCAGAGGCGAAGGAGACCAAAAUCAGACUGAAGAGCCUCCUGAGUAAAAAUGCUCUCAGGUUGGCACUUAAAGCUGGAGGAACAGCUAUACCUCGUUCCCUGACUGCCAAGCGAUCACUGGCCAGACAAGAAACUAUUGAGCUCGCUAUUGAGCCGGCUUCCAGAAACCAGCAAGUGGUCGGAGGAAAGCGACAGAAGAGGAAGAGAAGCAAAAAGGAGGUUGUCAAGGCCCCACGCAAGAAGAAGAAAGAGCCCAAGAAACGCACCCCUGCCCAUGAUGAGGUGGACCACCGAGCUUUGAAGAUGAUGACCAGACAGCGAGUCUACUGGUCUGUGCAGGAAGACUCACUGAUGAUGCUCUGCAGUGUUGCCUCGCAACUGCUCAACAGCCAGUUAAAAAGACCGUUCAUACCUUACUGUGUGGUGAGAGACCUGCUUCACGCGGAGUUCGCGAUAUCGAUGGAUAAAACAUCUGUCGCUGUCGGACGUCGAACACGAUACAUCCUCAAGAAUCCUCAGACGCUUUUGAACUACAGGAUCUGCCUGGCGGAGGUGUAUCAGGACAAAAAUCUUCUGAAACUGUUGGCACAGAACAAACCUGCUGACCCAGACAAACCAGAGGAUUGUGCUAAAGCGUUCUCGGAGUAUGCCAGGCUGCUCAGACUGAAGUUUUGCUCUGUCAUAAGCGCUUCUGAUAUGAUCAUGUCUGACACGAAACAGCAGCUGUUUUCAAGGUUUAAAGUUUGCACAAUAGACAACAGAAAACAGAUGACAACCAAAGAUACUCUGACCUGCACAGAUGACAUUCAUGCGAUAGUGUUACAUAACGUGAUCCAGAGCACUCUGGCUAUGACCAACAGUCAGAUGAAGACCUCCAGAUCUUUUCAGACUUUCCACAUGUACAGUAAGUAUAACCAGGAGCUGCUGUGCCAGGUAUUCAUACAAUGCAGGAAGAGAGGUCUGGUCAACCGCCGUCGUGUCAAUCAGCCGUUCGGGCCCAAGAAGAACAGGUCUCUGCCCAUCCUGCCCAUGUCCUACCAGCUGUCUCAGACUUACUACAGGGGUUUUUCGUGGCGUUUUCCUCACACACUCUGCACCGAUUCCUUCCGCUUCCUGAGGACUCUUCUUAACAACAGCGCAGAAAACGGGACAGAAACCGGCAGGCCUGUCGUCGCUUUCUACCACGAGACCGAAAACAGGACAGCGGACGGGGAGGUAGUGACGGAGAGAAGAAAGCGGAAAGGGGAAUGUAAAGAAAAAGAGAGCGAGAAAAAGAAAGACAACGUACCAGCGAGUGAACCAGAGCUGCAAUCUGAGAAGGGGAGCGGCGACUCUGCAAAGAAAGAAGACGACAGCCAGUGCAAAGUGGAAACAGACAUGGAGCUAGAAUCAAACCAUGAGAAAACUCUUCCCACCGCUGGCUCUGCUGAGGAUUCAUCCAGAUCUGCUGCCUCGAACGCAGAGCCUCGAGGUUCGGAGGAGCCUUUUGAUGUGUCAGAUAUGAUGGCGUUCUCCAUGGAGUCUCCAGGGGCAGCCUGCAUGGUCUCUCUCAGCCUGAUGAGUCUGGGAAUGCUGUCUGUGUACCUGUCCAUACCCAAACAGAUGGUGGUGGUGGACAGCAACCUGGUGGACAACGAUGUAGUUAAGAGUAUGGCAGCACUGGAGGAAGAGGACGAUGAUGACGAUGACGCUGAAGAGUGCGAGGGCAAAAAGAGGCUGGAAGUGAAGGCUCAUCAAGCGUCACACACCAAUUACCUGAUGAUGCGAGGAUACUGUUUUCCUGGCAUCGUUAAAAUACGUAACCUCAACACCACUGAUAACAUCGUCGUGGAGUCCUGUAUCAUAAAGCUGCAGCUGAGAAACACACCUGCUCACCAUGUGUUCAGUAUAGAGAAUUCUCCAACACUGGAUUUGUUUAAAUGUGGUCCAUCUCUGCUGCCCCCCAUCCUCAGCCACUCUGUCCGUUCCUCCUCCACUUUUCCACCCAGUGUGGAGGAGUGUGACCGGCAUCUGGUUGAGCAGAGAAGCUACUCUCCUCAGGACAUUGAAGCAAUUGCUCAGCUGAGGAGGAGCUUUGAUGAAGCUGGUGAGAAAGGACUGGAUGUACACGACUUAUACGAGGUUCACCCACACCUGGAAGAGCUGCAGCAGUAUAUGAAGGACUUACAAGAAGAAGGCCAGGUGUUAAAAGUUGGGAGUCUGGGUGUUCGUUGGGUCCUCAUGCAGCACGCUGACGCUUGGCUUCUGACUGUAAACUCCAAGCAGUGGUCCCAGUCACGCUUAACACCUGGCAAACUUCCCUUUUUGGAGAAUCAGCACAACAUCCCCUUCAUGCGCAAGAGAUGCAGGCGGGAUGUCCAACAGGAGGCAGAGGAACCGCCACCAAAAAAAUCCGCCGUGGACAGACAAGAGGGCGAGCCCAUGCAGGAUGUAGAUGGAUCAUCGAGCAACACAGGAGAAAAACUGAAUGAGCAGGAACAGCUGGAAAAGCAGAAUGAGGGGCAAGAUAAUGAAAGUGGAGACAAAUUGUUGAACUUGGAAGAGAAAGGAGGAGCGCAGAUGCAGCCUGAAGAGGAACAGGAAGGAGUGGAGGAGGCAGGACAGAUGAAAAUUGUACCAGUUGAAGGACAGGAGGAAAAGACGAAUAGAGGCAGAGAGAAUAGUAUAGACGAUGAAAGAGAUGAUGAAGUAGGCUCUCCUACAACAGGACAAGUGGAUCCUAAUGAAGAGGAAAAUUUGAGUUUCAUCAGCCGACCGUGGCGCAUGGUUGAUGGGAAGCUGAACCGGCAGGUGUGUAAAGGCAUGCUGGAGGCCAUUCUUUACCAUAUCAUGUCCCGGCCCGGACUCACACAGCAGACACUGGCGGAACAUUACAAAGAUGUGCUGCAGCCGAUGGCAGUACUGGACCUUGUGCAGGCACUUGUAGACAUGGGCUGUGUGAAGAAGAGAACGCUGGUAAAAGGUCCUAAACCGUCGCUGUUCACCCGCUCGGCGCGACAGAAGAAAAGUGAGACAGACUUGAAGACCGAGGAACCAGAUGCUGUGUUUUAUGAGCCCACCAUCAGCUGCUGUCUGAGGCUCAGUCAGGUGUUACCCAACGAGCGCCAUUGGAACUACUGUAUACAGUGAAAAUAAUUGUGGACAUCCUGAACUGUCCUGGUUCGUCUCUGAUUAAGUUCACUUCUGGUUUUACAGAACAGAGACUUCUUUGUAUAUUUUUUUUUCAGUUGUGGAAGUUUUUUGUCUUAAAUUAAAUGUUUUUUUGUGUG